CAAAAUGAAAUACUUUUUUAUGUGCUCAAUUUUCUGUUUUUAUUACGUUUACGCUGAUUUUCGUCAAGAAAAAGCCAAGCUUCUGUAUGCAAAUCCUAGUUACAUAAAGGAUGCGCACGUAUUCACCGGACGUCGAACGCGCAACGAUUCCUACUACACCAAUCUCACUGCAACCACGUUGACUGCUUUUGGUAACAAUGUUAGCGCUGCAGUCACCUUGCAAAUGAUGUCCGGUGGAGAUUUCAGAAUCAGCCAAAAGUUGUGCGACAUUAUGAAAGAAGUCUGGAUCAUCAAUUUUGUGAAGGCGCACUCCGAUUUGGAUACCACAUGCCCAUUUCCACCGGGCACAUACAACAUAUUCAACAUGGUGCUGCCGCCAAAGAAUAUGCCGAUCCCGAUGAUAGCCAGCGACUAUUACAUCAUACUGGAGAUAUACGUGACGAGCUCGAAGGAGCAGAUUCUGAAGGUGGUCAUGGUUUUGCGCUACGAGGAGACCAAGUGGAAGAGAUCUUGA
This is a messenger RNA of Maniola jurtina (meadow brown), 514 nucleotides long. RefSeq lists its product as uncharacterized. The record is from RefSeq and is a predicted model, not a curated record. The transcript is spliced from 4 exons. Bases 5 to 514 code for a protein of 169 amino acids. Lineage: Eukaryota; Metazoa; Arthropoda; Insecta; Lepidoptera; Nymphalidae.